AUGACACGCGAUUGUUGGUAUACCUUAAUUGAUAUCUGUCAAGUAAUAUGCUGCGUAGUCUGCCUGCCGGUUAUUAUUCCUGUCUAUUACAUCUAUACCUCAGUCGCCUUCAGGGAGUACCAAUGGACUAGGAGGUUCAAGAAGUACCACAAAACGGAUGUGCUGCCUCUGCCUGCUCGUCGGCAACGGGCUCUUUCAAUUAAUGCUGCCCUUGAUAGCCCACACCAGCAGCAAUACCAGAAGCUUCACGCAAACGAGAGAGAACUAGGUCAACCAUCCUACGGCCAGGCGCAGUCUAGGUUGUUUCAUCUUCCUGCGGAGCUGAGGCUUAUGAUAUAUAACUAUGUUGUUGGAAGUCGGAAGAUCCAUAUAGUGCAUACCAAUAGCCGGCAACUAGCUGCAUUUCCCUGCACUCAUGAUUCAAAUGAUUCAAAGACCGUUGCUAGUGACGUAAAUGUCUGCAAUUGUGUAUCUGAAAAUGUUGUGCACGCAAAUAAGCAGACAGGUUGCACUUUCGUCGAGGAUAUUCUGGCCCCGGUAACAUGCGAGCAUCCGGGUAUUGGCAUGCUCUCCUUACUUCAGUCAUGCAGAUUAAUGUAA
Molecule: messenger RNA, 600 nt
Organism: Trichophyton rubrum CBS 118892
Lineage: Eukaryota; Fungi; Ascomycota; Eurotiomycetes; Onygenales; Arthrodermataceae
Exons: 1
Coding region: 1-600 (199 amino acids)
Source: RefSeq, a predicted model, not a curated record